AUGGCGUUGAUUCAACGUUAUUCAACUGAACUAGCGACCCAUGCUACCGUCAAUCGUCAAGUUCAGGACGAAAAACAAUCAAUUGAACAAGCUUUGCACAAUGUUUCGACGAUCAAACGACAAGAUGAAGAUGAGAAACGUUAUUUGCAUUCGCUGAAUGAUCGAUUAGAAGAUUUACUCCAUGGAUUAGAAGAUCUCGAGCGAGCCAAUGUGAAGCUGCGAGAUGAUUUGAAUGCAUUAAUCACAAAUUGGGGCAUCGGCGGGGAGAAUCGCGACAAAUUUCUAGAAGAACUCGAUGAAAUUAUUCGGCGUUUAGGCGAUCAAAAUCGCCGGAAAGUGAUUUUUCAAGCCGAAGCGAAAAUCUUCGAUGAACAAACCGAAGUAAUCGAUCGAGUUACCGUCGUGUUUAUCGAUAUAAUCAACUUAUAUCGUGAUAAAUGUUCUAUUUUGUUCGAUUUAACAAAUGAAUUGGAAGAAGAACUACGAAAAAUUCGUCUGCGACUCGAAAUCAGCAAUGCUCAAGUCAAAUCUCAUGACGAUGAUUAUAUAAAAGAGUUAACAAAAUUUCGCACGUAUUUAGCCGAAUGGUCGCAAUUAGAAUUAGAUAAACAAUAUCUCCUAAACGAAAUCCAAUCGUUGAAAGAACGGUACAAUCUACGUUUAGCGUAUAAUCAAGAGGAAAUCAACGAAUGGCAACGUUUAUUAAAUCGGAUUUCUCAAGAAUCGAAGAAUUACUAUCGAGAUUACCUAGAUACGAUAAAACAACAAAUUCAGAUGGAUUAUGAACAAAUGGCUAAAGAUCAACAGAUGGACAUUGAAGUUCAAUUAAAUACUCGUCUGAAAGAGAUUCAAGACAAAAUUCAUUUGGGUUUACCACUUGAUGAAAGCGAUGAACGACGACGUCGAGAAGAAACUCAACGUUUCGAAAGUCGACUGGAAGAAAGCACAAAACAAUACGAUCAAUUACAAAAUGAUUAUCGUUCACUGUCAGAAGAAAUGCAACGCAAACGGCGGAUGUUACAAGAUUUAGAAAAUGAAUUACGAAACAAAGCAAGAAAGAAUGCGGAGCAACAUGCGCGACUUGAACAUGAAACUGACCUAACACGUGCGGAGUAUCAGGCAUUGAAAGAUGAAUUAGAUAAACUAGCUUACACACUUCGAUUCAGUGUCGAGGAAGAAUUAAGAAUUUACGAAGCUUUGUUGAAUUCAUUAAAUCGUAGAAAGGAAAAUCAACCAGCUAUCGAUGAAACAACAAAGAAAACAACGACAACGACGACACAUUAUUUCGAUUCAAGUAGUACUGGAGGAAGUGCAUCCGAUUUUCGACGAUCACAACCGAAUCUAUCCGAAACAACACAUACAUAUACAGCUGAAUAUCGACCGACACCAUUAUUAAGAGAUACGACAACAACAACAAAGCAUUUUGUUGAUACACUGACCACGGGUGGAGAUUCGUUCGGAUUUCGACGUUCACAACCAAAUCUAUCUGGAGUAACGACAACCACAACAACAAUAAAACGACAGAAUGAAAUUACACCAAUACUUCGAGUUAGCGAAGUAGAAAAACCAAGUAGUCAUUGGACUUAUGAGACACUUUCAUCGGGUGAAACCUCGUCAAUUCAUGGUGAAAGUACCGAUCGAGAUCGUUCAACAGAACGGCCACUUCUCCCUGCUCGACCAGAUGCUGAUCUGUAUGGUAUUCAACAAAGUUCACUCGAUCAGAAUCGAACAACAACAACAACAACACGAACAACACGACGUUUCGGUCACGGAGCAACCGAACAAAGCACAAGUAACGUUCCCGAACUCGACGAGAAGUUUCUCAAAAGUAAAAUUCACAUCACACGAAAAUACAAAGGAAAUAUUCUAAUCAAAUUUGUCGAUGUCAGUGGUCGUUUUGUUGAAAUUGAAAAUACAGGUAAUCAACCACGAGAUUUAACUGGUUGGUACAUCGAACGAACAGUCGAUGAUCAACGUCUGGAAUAUACAUUCCCAAUUUAUGAACUUGGCCCACAUCAAAUCGUUCGAAUCUAUGGAAAUUAUCAUCGUCGAUCAUCAGCGAAUGCAAACGAUCCACAUUUGCAAUUAAUCGCACCGAAUUUUUACGAUUGGGGAAAUGGAAGACAAAUGCGCACAGAAUUGUUCAAUCGGGAUGACGUAGGCAAAGCAUUAUUCGAACAAACAAUAAAAGAUUAA
Adineta ricciae is the source of this 2196-nucleotide messenger RNA. Lineage: Eukaryota; Metazoa; Rotifera; Eurotatoria; Adinetida; Adinetidae. The record is from the annotation of a GenBank genome assembly.